AUGAAGAAUGCUGAAAGUUUAAGCGCAACCAAUGAUGAACUUUUGACAAUUACAAAUGAGGAGCAUAACGAGGACAUCAUGGCAAUUUCUUGGGAAAGGAAGGGUAGCAAGAUUCUAUUGGGAGACAAAACAAGUUGUGAUGUUUUAGGCAUGGGAAUAAUGAAGAUCAAGAUGCAAGAUGGUGUUGUUAAGAGACUUAGUGAUUGGUGGAGUGAAGGUGAUGGUGAAAGAGAUGGAGGUGGAGGUGAAGGUGGUGGUGGUGGCGUUGUUAGCAUAGUGGUGGUAGUGGUAUUGGUUGUGGAGGUGGUGGUGGUGGUGACGAUGGUUGUGGAGGUGAUGAAUGUGGUUGUGGAGGCGAUGAAUGUGGUGGUGGAGGUGGUGGAGUUAGAUGUGAAAGUGGAGGUGGUGUCAUUUUUUAAAAUGAAUUAUGGUAUUUUGGGAAUUAAAAAAAUUCAUUGA
Prunus armeniaca (apricot) is the source of this 459-nucleotide messenger RNA. The record is from the annotation of a GenBank genome assembly. NCBI's taxonomy places the organism in Eukaryota, Viridiplantae, Streptophyta, Magnoliopsida, Rosales, Rosaceae.